Molecule: messenger RNA, 2295 nt
Organism: Neodiprion virginianus
Lineage: Eukaryota; Metazoa; Arthropoda; Insecta; Hymenoptera; Diprionidae
Gene: RIOK2
Product: serine/threonine-protein kinase RIO2
Exons: 5
Coding region: 405-1904 (499 amino acids)
Biological process (GO): maturation of SSU-rRNA; protein phosphorylation
Cellular component (GO): cytosol; nucleus; preribosome, small subunit precursor
Molecular function (GO): protein serine/threonine kinase activity; ATP binding
Source: RefSeq, a predicted model, not a curated record
CCCAGACUCGGUAAGCAGCCUGGAUUGCUCAUCACUAACAGCCUAAUUGUAGGCAAGAGAUAUGCAGUAUGUAACCGCCUAAUGGUAUGCAAUUUGACAUACAAAAUUACAGCAAAAUAGGUUCAUGGAACUGCUUGGAACUGAGUUCGACCAUGAGAGAGGGGCGCACAGUAUGGAUGAGUACCGCUUUUAAGUAACUCUGACUUUGUGCCAUUUGUUUGUUCACUCAGUAUAAUACACGAUAAGCCAAAAGAGUUUCAACAAUAUGUUUUAGAAUAAAAGUGAAAAAGUGUUACGAGUGUAUGCCCCGUUAAGCAAAAAAGAACUGACUGCUCUGACACGUGUCUGCAAAUUUGCGAAACAUAUUACCGUAACCUCUAAGAACAUAACCUCUAAAAACCAUCAUGGGAAAGUUGAACGUGACAAUGUUGCGUUACCUAAGUCGUGAAGAUUUUCGCGUCCUAACAGCCAUUGAAAUGGGAAUGAAGAAUCACGAACUUGUUCCAGGAUCAUUGGCUGCUCAGAUAGCUAAUCUACGGCAUGGCGGAGUACACAAAUUGCUGAAAGAGUUGUGUAAACAUCGUUUGUUGAGUUACGAACGUGGAAAACAUUAUGACGGUUAUCGUCUGACUAAUUCAGGGUACGACUAUCUGGCUCUGAAGGUUCUGGCAACGCGAGGAGUUGUUUCAUCGUUCGGCAACCAGAUUGGAACUGGAAAAGAGUCGAAUAUCUAUGUAGUAGCUGACGAGGAAGGAAAUCCUGUCUGCUUGAAGCUACACAGGCUGGGACGCACUUGUUUUAGAAAUAUAAAGGAUAAAAGAGAUUAUCAUCAGCACAGAAAAUCCAUGUCUUGGCUCUACCUUUCUCGAAUAUCAGCUACACGGGAAUUCGCCUACAUGAAGGCACUUCUUGAUCGAGGAUUUCCUGUACCAAAGCCCAUCGAUUUUAAUAGACAUUGCCUCGUUAUGGAGCUUAUUGACGGCAAACCAAUGUGUGGCGUUUACGAGGUUAAUGACGUAGAAGGUCUCUACCAAGAUCUGAUGGAUCUUAUUUAUCAGCUCGCAAAUCACGGUGUUAUUCAUGGAGAUUUCAACGAAUUCAACAUCAUGAUAACCAACGAAGGAAAGCCAGUAAUAAUUGACUUCCCUCAAAUGAUUUCAACACAGCAUCCAAACGCUGAAUUAAUGUUCGACAGAGAUGUGAACUGUAUUCGGGACUUUUUCAGAAGGCGCUUCGCAUACGAAAGUGAAUUCCAUCCAAAGUUUUCGGAUAUCUCGCGUGAAGAUUGUAUAGACAUAGAAGUAAGCGCAAGUGGGUUGACAAAAAAAAUGGAAAAAGAUCUGCUUAUAGAGAUGGGAAUAAAUGAAGAUGACAUGGAUAGCGAAGAUAACGAUGACGAAGUAGUUGACGGAUACAAUCUAGAAAAUGAAAUUGAAAAAUUGAAACUUGAAGUGCAGAAAGUAUCGGAAGAAGAUUUCAAGGCAGAUCUUGGGGAUUCUCAACAAUCAGGCAAAACUACAGAAGCUACGGAAAAAAAUACCGAGCCAAAAGAUAUCAAAGUCGACACAGUAGGAAAACAGCAAACUAUUCUGGCAGAGGAUAACGAUUUACAAAAAACCGAUGUCUUCGCCCCAAAUUUAAACUGCGAUGUAUCGGACGAUGAGUCAGUUUACAGCCAAGCACAGAGCGUGGCUCAAAGUGUUAGAAGUAUUUCAACAGCAGCUACAAUCGCUCCGGAUGUAAUUAAAAAGCGAGUUAGAUCAUCGUUGGAGAAAAGAGCGAGGAAAAACAACUCUAGAAAAACGCUUGCAAAGGGUGAGGCCAGCGCCACAACCAGAAGUCGUAGAGAAAAUCGCGACACCAUCAGAGAAUCUACCGGCUCUGGUAUUUGGGGCUGUGAAUAAUUGUCUGGACGUGUUACUGCGGAACUUCUGUGAAGGGAAAAUCGAUUAUUGGGUGAAUGUGAGGUUUACAAUACGGUGCUUGAUUUUCGCGUGUAUGUGUACAUAAUCUAGUGAAAUUCUAUUUUCUUUUAAUCGAUCAGCUAAAUAAUACGGUAAAGCUGUGCGGGUUCCCGAAAUCUCGAUAAAAAAAUUCAAGAAAAAAUAUCUUGAAAAUUUUGACAACAAUGAUGUUCACGGAAUUCCGAAAAUCUCGAGAACCCUACUCGAAAUCAAUAUAUUUUUUCCGACCCAAGAAAUUCUGGUAUCCGCACAGCCCUAUUAUGUAGGUAUAUUAUAAUUUAUAAGAUUCACGCGAAAUCGUGCUUCAGAAAAUACAACUACAUACAAAACA